Messenger RNA from Corticium candelabrum, 1962 nucleotides. RefSeq lists its product as uncharacterized. Gene Ontology annotation, cellular component: plasma membrane. The transcript has 8 exons. Lineage: Eukaryota; Metazoa; Porifera; Homoscleromorpha; Homosclerophorida; Plakinidae. The record is from RefSeq and is a predicted model, not a curated record. Bases 35 to 1609 code for a protein of 524 amino acids.
GAUAUCAACUUUCCUCAAGUCACGCAGUCCAGGCAUGGCCGAGCAGGGAGAAGAGGAACACGCUAAGAAAAAGACGAAAACGGUGCCACCUCUUCAUCAGCUCAUAGCAGCAAACAACGUUCAAAAUCCUCUCUUUGACUUCCUGAUUCCCGGACAAAGAUGUUUCAGUGCGGCAACAUUUGCUUCUGAAUUCAGGAAUCUUCUUAAGAGCAGCCAGUCGCUCGGUUUCAAAGAGACGACUGUCAUUCAAGUCGGCGAAUACCGCCUGCCCCCUUUGCACUGGAGCGCCACGUUGGGCUGCGGAACGGCCGUACAAGAACUGUUGAAGAUGGGGUACAAUCCACUGCUGAAAGUGCGUGAGACCGGCCACACGGCUCUUCACUCUGCCGCUCUAUUUGGUCCGAUGGGUCGGUGGCAUGUCAACGACACUUCUCGCGUGUUUGCACGCAUCGUUCCCAUGCUGUUCGAUGCUUUGUUCAUCCAGGACAACAAUCUAGCGACUCCGUUUCAUCUCGUUGCGUUUGGAAUCAGUGGAACCAAUCGAGCGCGGUUGUAUGAGAUAAUGCUGCAUGUUUUCUUCACACAGUUGAAGGGUCGGCCCGAGAAGGCGAGUGACGUUCUCAAUAUUCAGGAUCAGCAGGGCAACACGAUGAUGCAUUAUCUUGCCGAGUGCUCGUCUCUGUCGGAGAAGAUUUUGUUGGAUCUUUGGGAGUUCGACAUUUCCUUUGAAAUCAAAAACAAGGAGGGCCAGACCGCAUACGACAUCAGCGUGAAACACAACAACAAACCAAUCAUCGAACUGUUCGGUCCCGAUGCAACAGCCACACCUUCCACUCUCACGAACUCCUCAAGCAAACAACCAAAAACACGAAAGCGUAGACAUUUUGAUCUACACAACUUCAAAGAGGACAAAGAAACGAGAAGGAGGAGGAAACCGAAUCGUUACGAUCCGACCUUCCACGACGAGGUUCCAAAGUUCUUGCAACUGGACGUUCAGAAAGUGAAGAAAAAGAAGAAAAAGAUGGAAAGUCAGUCUGAGACUGGCAACUUGUCUGAUAGUGAUACGGAUGUUGAGAAGUCAAUGGAGAGCAACAGUGAGGAGGCGGGUGGCAAUAGGAGUCGUACGAGUGUGGAGUCGGCGAUUGUGUCGUCUUCGCUGUCUGUGAAUCUCUCGAAGAACUUGUAUGUUGAUGGUGAGAAGUUUGAGUUGUCGUCGCAGCCUUCUGCAGCUGGAAACUCAUCACAUGCAGGGAAAUCACACCAGGAGCUUCUUCCUUUGCUGGAAUCUCUAGUUGCGUCGGGUUUGUGGAAACAACUCACUGAACUGGCUACAAGGAUGAAGCGCGAGUUGGAGCAGGAGAGACUUGAGUGUAAUAGACGAUUGGAAGUUACUGCUUCAUCUAUCGUAAAAGUAAAGGACAACCUUCGUCGCUGUAACAGCGAAAUGGAGAGACUACACAAGGAAAUCUCAAGUCUCCGUCGCACUGAAAUUCAACUAAGUGAACACGAACGCAUCACAGCAGACCAACUCAACGACAUCGACAACAAAAUUAGUAAACUCGAUUCCUUUGUGAAGCAAGCCACAACGACUGGCACCAACAAGCAGUAACAUCAAUCGCUUGCUGCUGAUUGGUUGCCUUCAUUUUAUUUUAGUAAAACGAGUUGCAGAGUCCUGCACACAGGGGGGUCUGUUCUGAUUUUGUUUUUAUUGAUGUUUUCUAUUGGGGAGCACUCGUUUGUUGAGGAAGUAAGGACGUACGUUGGACAUGCAGGGCUAUAGUUAAGAUGUACGUGUGUGCUUGGUUUGAGUUGUCCUUUGAGACUUCGUUUUAUCAUAACACUACAGUUUGGGUAUCCUAGAUGUGACGUCACAGACGUGAUGCACACUAUUUUAACUUUAAACUUCUUUCUCCUUACAUGUGUUUGGUAAAUACUUGUGAACGGUGUUGAGUUUGUUUUUGA